Messenger RNA from Apis laboriosa (Himalayan honeybee), 1155 nucleotides. RefSeq names its product protein ILRUN. Bases 139 to 759 code for a protein of 206 amino acids. Gene Ontology annotation, molecular function: ubiquitin binding. The record is from RefSeq and is a predicted model, not a curated record. The transcript has 3 exons. Gene Ontology annotation, cellular component: phagophore assembly site. Lineage: Eukaryota; Metazoa; Arthropoda; Insecta; Hymenoptera; Apidae. Gene Ontology annotation, biological process: macroautophagy.
CUGCGCACGGAUGAACGUCAUAAAGAAUGACAUUUAAAAUUUGCUGUUAAAGAUCAAACGAUAACAGAACGCGUCUCACGGUUCCGUACGUGUGACAGUUGUGUUACAUGGAGUAUUGAACGAGGGAGAAAACGCAUCAUGAACAUGGACAACGUGGACCAGCAUUUGAUUCACCAGUUUAGUUGUCUAGGCACCACCGACAAGGACGAUCUGGUGAAACAGCUGCAGAAGUUGCUGGCUGGUAGCCAGCUAAAUGAAACUACUGCUGCGUUCUUUCUGGAUAUGAAUAAUUGGAAUCUCCAAGCAGCUAUAUGUAGUUAUUUUGACUUUGAAUCUCCAGUUCAAAAUAAAUUUCCUUGUAUGACACUGAUAUGUGAUAGCACUAUUGGUGAAGGAGAAUCAAUACCACCACUCACUAAUUUUCAAAAAUCUUGGCAUAUACAAAAUAGUGGUACAGAAACAUGGCCUGAAGGAGUUUGCUUACAAUAUAUUGGAGGAGUACAAAUGGGUGCAUGUACAAGGGUACCAGUUUCAUCUUUAGGUCCUGCAGAAAUAACAGUAAUAAGUGUGGACCUUCAAAGUCCUCCAUAUUGUGGUACAUUUAAAAGUAAAUGGAGGAUGAUGGUAAAAUCUACAGAAACCUUUUUUGGAGAUGUUAUUUGGGUAACUAUUACAGUAAGUGAAAGUGGUACUCUGGCCAUUACUCAGCAAUUACAUCAAUUAAGUACUUCAUCAUCUAAUGAUACAAAGAUGUGCUAGCCCCUAAUGUCCAGAAACUUUCCUUAAUUAUUUUUCCUUUUUUUAAACGUCUUCGAUUAUUUUUAAUGAAGUAAAUUGAAAAUAACAUAUUUGUUUUAAAUACUUUAAAAUACAUAAAAAUGUUCUUAUUUCCCGCUAUAAUUACGCGAGAAAAUAUUUUCAAUAUUUACAUACAUGAUUUAAGAAAGUACUGGACUAAUAUAUUGUAUAGAUACUUUUAUUAAAUUUUGAAAGUUGCUUAUAUAAGGCCUUUUACCGUCCAUAUUUGUCAGUUACAUUAAAAAAUUUCUUUUAUUCAAUUGUUUUUGCAAUUCAAAGUGUGCUAAAAUUUAAUUGUUAAAAUUGUAACAGACAUAUAUGGACUAUUUUUAAAACUGGUACUGAAAAAAAUUGAUA